Messenger RNA from Indicator indicator, 1745 nucleotides. RefSeq names its product heat shock transcription factor 2 (gene HSF2). Gene Ontology annotation, biological process: regulation of DNA-templated transcription. Gene Ontology annotation, molecular function: DNA-binding transcription factor activity; sequence-specific DNA binding. The record is from RefSeq and is a predicted model, not a curated record. The coding region runs from base 1 to 1695 and encodes 564 amino acids. The transcript has 13 exons. NCBI's taxonomy places the organism in Eukaryota, Metazoa, Chordata, Aves, Piciformes, Indicatoridae.
AUGAAGCAGCAACAGCAGCCGCAGCCCCCCCAGCCCCAGCCGCCGCCCUCCGCCAGCGCGGGGGUCCCGGCCUUCCUUAGCAAGUUGUGGGCGCUGGUGAGCGAGGCCCCCAACAACCGGCUCAUCACCUGGAGCCAGAAUGGCAGGAGUUUCUUGGUGCUGGAUGAACAGACAUUUGCAAAAGAAAUUCUUCCCAAGUACUUCAAGCACAACAACAUGGCAAGCUUUGUCAGACAGCUAAAUAUGUAUGGCUUUCGUAAAGUUGUCCAUGUUGAUUCUACGAUUGUCAAGCUGGAACGAGAUGGUCCAGUAGAAUUUCAGCACCCUUAUUUCAAGCAAGGCCGGGAGGACUUGUUGGAACACAUUAAAAGGAAGGUUUCUUCUUCAAAACCUGAAGAGAACAAGAUACGUCAGGAAGAUCUCUCCAAAAUAAUAAGUAGUGCUCAAAAGGUGCAAAUUAAACAAGAGACUUUUGAAUCUCACUUGUCUGCUUUGAAGAGGGAGAAUGAAUCCCUUUGGAGGGAAGUGGCAGAACUGAGAGCAAAACACUUGCAACAACAGCAGGUUAUUCGAAAGAUUGUACAAUUUAUUGUUACCUUGGUGCGCAAUAACCAACUAGUGAGCCUGAAACGCAAGAGGCCUCUCCUUCUGAACACUAAUGGACCUACCAAGUCAAAUGUAUUUCAGAAAAUUGUGAAAGAACCAGCUGACAAUAAUCACCAUGUACCUCUCAAGAGAAAUGAGGGCUUAAAGCAAAGGGAACAGAUUUCAGAUGACAUCAUUAUUUAUGAUGUCACUGAGGACGUGGGUAGUGAAGAAAAUCCCAUGGGCGAUGAAGAAAGUCUUCCUGUUACACCAGAAGCAAGUGAAGAUACUUCAGAUUCUUCCAACUGUAGUCGUUCUCCUGAUAUUGUGAUUGUGGAAGAUGAUAAUGAGGAAGAGGACGCCCCUGUCAUUCAAGGGGAUAGAAGCACUGAAUCUGUUUCUGUGCCAGCUCAUGAUCCCCUCAGCCCUGCCAGUGACAGCACAAGCCCACUCAUGUCAAGUGCUGUGCAGCUGAAUAACCAGUCAACUUUAACUGCAGAAGAUCCAGUGUCGAUGAUGGAUUCCAUACUCAGUGAGAACGGAGUCAUUUCACAGAAUAUAAAUCUCCUUGGAAAGGUUGAACUUCUGGAUUAUCUUGACAGUAUUGACUGCAGCUUAGAGGACUUCCAAGCUAUGUUAUCAGGACGACAGUUCAGCAUAGAUCCAGAUCUCCUGGUUGAUCUUUUUACAAGCUCCGUGCAGGUGAAUCCCACAGAUCAUAUUGCUAAUACCAAAAUGGAGACAAAGGGCUUAGAAACUACCAAGAAUAAUGCUGGUCCAGAGGCCUCACAGGAAACAGAACUUUCCAAGCCCAAAUCAGAUAAGCAGCUGAUCCAGUACACAGCAUUUCCACUCCUCGCCUUUUUUGAUGGGAACCCAGGCUCUGACUUGGAGAGCGGGAGCUCUGCAGGUGGAACCCCUUCCUCUGCUGGCAAAGCCCCAGAAAUGGACGAGCUCCUGGAGAGCAGCCUGGACCCUGAGCCCACCCAGAGCAAACUGGUGCGGCUGGAGCCGCUGACAGAGGCUGAAGCGAGUGAAGCCACGCUGUUCUACCUGUGUGAACUUGCCCCAGCACCCAUGGACACAGACAUGUCCUUCUUGGAUAACUAAUGCCAUGGGGACUCUGUACAUAGUCAUGAAGAUGAACUAUUUAUUUAGGA